Molecule: messenger RNA, 2481 nt
Organism: Aureobasidium pullulans EXF-150
Lineage: Eukaryota; Fungi; Ascomycota; Dothideomycetes; Dothideales; Saccotheciaceae
Product: POPLD-domain-containing protein
Exons: 2
Coding region: 1-2481 (826 amino acids)
Biological process (GO): tRNA 5'-leader removal
Cellular component (GO): ribonuclease MRP complex; nucleolar ribonuclease P complex
Source: RefSeq, a predicted model, not a curated record
AUGGCGCCAAAAGUAGAGACAGGAGGGCAGACGUGUCAGAAGCGCAAAGGAAACUCGACUGAUGCAGGAGGCUCGCGCAACAAACGGCAAAAGACGCAACGCGAUGCUCGUACUCUAGCGGUUCAGACAAGCUCCAAGGCUUUCAAGAAUGGCGAACUCGAUGUAGGAGCGUUUGUCAAGGCUCGUGAAUAUGAGAUCCGAGCCUUGGAAGAAGGUAUGGCGCGGGCCAGAAAAGGCUUGACACAAAGAGCCUUCCAACAAGUGCCCAAGGAUCUGAGACGCAGGACGGCCAGUCACAAUGCUAAGAGAGUGCCCAAGAGACUGCGCCGUCAGGCUGUAAGAGAGAUGACCGAGGACAAUACACCCACCGUAACAUCUCGCCGUCGAAAGCCCAGCGGCCAUAUGCGCCUUCGCAUGGACACCGUCAGUCGUCUGCGCAAGCUACAUUUCAAGACCAAGUCAUCCGAUAUGGAUGGCAUCGUUUCCAGAGCUCCUCGGGCCAAGAAGAAUAAACUCGCAUCUCCUCCUGUGCCCAAGGCAAAGUAUCGCAAACGCCAGCUCCUAAAGACAUGGCUGCCCACACACAUGUUCCACGCAAAACGAGCCCACAUGACUCCACCUGCUCAACCUCUAUGGCGAUUUGCCCUGCCCUUGACAUCAACUGUCAAAAGCUACCGUCCAACUCAUCGUGCGAGCAAAGAUCGUGGAGCUGUAGCUUGGGAUACGAGCUACAUGUCUUGCAUCAGCAUACACGGUAACCAGCAGAGUAUAGAGUCUCUUCUUCGCGCACUUGGUCUUGGCUCCAACGAUGCCGCGUGGUCUUCAAGAGGCCAGAAGUGGAGGUCGGGUUCUCGUAUCUGGCAAGGUUGGCUCUAUGAGCGUGACAUGUAUCCGAAUCGGCCCAUCGCUCCUGCCACAGUCAUCUGGCGGGCAGAGCCAAUCCCGGCCCCAAAACCAUCGCGUCAAGUCUUGCUUCGUGUACACCCAUCAGCCUUUUCUCAACUUUGGGAUCAACUCACCCAAUUAGCCAAGGUCCAGAAGCCUCAACUGACUGUCGAAGAUUUGCGAUUCGAGAUUGGAAGCAUUGAAGUCGUCGGUCCUGCCUCAACCGAAGCACUAACGAGUGCUCUCUGGCCUGUAAAGUCUGGCGAGGAAGGAUCUGUCGAAAAGAGUUGGCCAUUAUUGUCAGGCAUACAAGAUCCAUCCACUUUGCCUUUCAAUGCUCUUGUCGCUUUUGACAUAUCCGACCCCAGAUUGCAUCACCCCCCAAGAACUGCACCUUUUGCUGUUGGAACCGAAGAGUCUCAGCUGCUCGAUUUGCUAACGCAAUGGCCUUUUGAUGUUGCACCUCUAAAACCGGGCAUAUUUGAUCGCAAAAAGCGCCAGGCAUCCUGCCGUGCGCUUCAGAGUCAAAAAGGCAUCAACCGUCGCAAGACUGCCGCCACGCCAGGAUCCUAUCCCGAGCCAUUGUCCCAAGACCCUCGGAUACCAAUCAUGGCGUACCCUUCUCCCAUCCAACCUAAUUCGAGGCAAGGAAGCAAAGAGCGCGCUCUGUGUUCAUGGACCAUUAUCUUACCAUGGAAAGCAGUUCCGGCCGUUUGGCAGAGUCUUAUGUACUACCCCAUCUCGACUGGCGGACAAGUGAGAAUGGGGGGGUUAGAAGAGCAACGCCAGAUUGCCUUUGAGACGGGUGCCCCUUGGUUCCCUGGCGACUUCCCAGGUACGCAGGCAGGUGAUGAGUGGGAGGUUUGGGAAGGCGCCAAGAGAAAGGCGCAAUGGGAAGCGAAGCCCAAAGGCAAAAGAGUUGAGUGGGACAGCCUUGUACUGGCUCCUGGUGAAAAGGGCGAGCAUGGCGAGGGAUGGGCUUGUGAUUGGGCCCUCGUCCUAGAAGCUGCUGCGGGCAAAGGAACUGGUGAUGCUGUAUCAAAGGUUCAUCACAUCGCUCCCAGUCUUGCCAAGAGCCUAGUCUUAGGACAGACGACGUCCACAGAUGUCCUGGCCAACGCGAUCUCUACUGUUCGCAUCUCUCUCCUUGGACGCGGAACGCCAGAUCCUUGUGCGAGAAUCUAUCGAUUGCCGACAGUACAUGGUUUGGAAAAGAACUCUUUGCGCGAUCAGUGGCUAGCCCUUGACCCCGCCAGAGUGGAUUCUCGUGCUCAGAAGAAGAAGCGUCAACGAAGCCUGCCCUUGGGCAUCCUCAAAGGCUCUUGUUCGACCGAUGCGCAACAACAACUGGCUGCAGAUUUGUUAAACCCUCCUCGAUCUGACGAGCACGACUGUUGUCCACCGCUUCCCGGUAGAGAUGACCUAAUUGGCUUCGUCACGAAGGGCGAGUUCAGUCUGACAAAAGGUGGAGGCGUUGCCAUUGGCAGCGUCUUUGUUCAGAAGCUCACGAAUCACACUGAUGGCACAUCACACAUGUGCAUUGUCAGGAAUGCUGGAGAAACGAUUGGCCGGUUAGGAAAGUUGGACUUUGUUUAG